UUGUUGUGGCCGAAGUGCAGGACCCGGCAUUUGGAUUUCAUGCCUCCUCCCUUCCAGCAAGCACUUUGUGCAUCAGUGCAAACUCCUGUGUUGCUGGGCCCGGAGGAAUCCUGGCUGGGAGGGCUCUGUCCUCACCAUUAGCAUUGCUGCACUGAGCUGGACUGUGGCCACAGAGCCUCUGCUGGUUCAGUGUCCCCACCUGCAAGUGAGUCCGUUCAGCAACAGUGCUGGUGAAGUACUGGUGGCCCUGGGAUGCUGAAGGGACAAUGGGAUUCCUGGCUCAAUGGGUUUCUGCUUUUCUGGUCCUUGAGGAAGGUGGAGCAGUGUGUUACCUGCAUCGGGGCCUCUGAGCCCAUGGCUGGAAUUGCUGCUUAGAUAUUACAAGAGCAGGUCUGGAACUGCUGCAUCCUCCUUGGCAUCCUAGCUUGAGUGCUGAAAAAUGCCGUGAUGCUGGUGUAACGUGUAACUCUUCCAGAACAAGGAGGAAAACCUAAUCCUUCACUGAAGUUCUACCUAUGACCAGUGGGGCAGUGGUUUGUGGUGAAUGGGAUCCAUACUGUCAUUCUGCCUGAGUGAGCUGCUGAAGAGUCUGAAGAGGCUGUCUGAGCUGCCCAUCACGGUUGACAUUCUUGUGGAGACAGGCGUCGGAAAGACAGUGAACAGCUUACGGAAGCAUGAGCUGGUGGGAGACUUUGCCAAGAACCUUGUUGCCAGGUGGAAGAAGCUGGUGCCGGUCUCCCAGGAGGCAGACAGAAAUAAUCUAGAUUCUGAAGACUGUGACUAUGAGAGGAGCAGCUCAAGGAAAAGACAAGCACCUUCUCCCCAGGAGGAUGAGGAACAUGACCAGGACUACUCAGAGCCUUUCCAGCCUUCCUGCAGCCAGCUCUACAGCCCAGAUCAUAGAGAAAAGAAAUCCAAAAGGUAUUUAGGGUCUGAGAAAUCUCAUGAGGCUUACGGCUGUAGCAGCCAAGAGGAUAAGAGAUGGGACAGGUCUUCCCCAGUGCUCUCUUCAGAUCAGGAGUACUCAGACUAUGGACAAGCUGUGUCACCUGAGCCAAGUGAGAGCCCUCAGGAUACGUACACAGACCCUUAUGCCUCUGAUGAGCAGGAAGAACCAACAGUGUUUCAUCGUAAAGUCAGUAAGGGGCAUGGCUUUCAGGAGAAGCUGGGGGAAAGCUGGGAGAGGAACCCUGGUGAUCUCCAUGACAAAGGGAAUGCGAGUGGAAGCAAAGAGCACAAGUCUUCUCACAAGGAGAAGCAGCGACUUGAUGGCCGAGGAGAGAACAAAACCUCUGCCUUCAGCCCAGAAAAAUUGCACAAGACCUCUUUUAAAGAGCAUCUCCGAGAAAGCCCUGUGGUAGGGGGCAGCAAGGAAAAGCACAGGAUGUCAGACGGCACUAAGAAGGAGAAAAACCGAGAAAACAGCUCUUCCAGAAAAGAGAAGCUGCACGUGCAGCCACGCUUGGAAGAGUCUGUGGACAACCACACUAAGAAGCGAAAGCAUCAGAACUCUGAAAAAAGCAAACUGGGGAAGUCCAAGCCAAGCCUGGAGACUUCUAACACAGAGCGGGAGAAACAGAAAGGUGAGAAUGACUCCUCAAAUAGGAUUAAGGAGAAGGGGACUUCUGGGAGCUUAAAAACAUCUGAGGGGAAGCACAAAGCCUCUGAGUUGGACAAAAAAUCUAUUGACUUGUCCUCAAGUUUUGGGGACGGGGAAGUGGAGGAUGAGUUUGAACAACCUACUAUGUCUUUUGAGUCAUACCUCAGCUAUGACCAGCCCCAGAAAAAGAAAAAGAAAGUGGCCAAACCCUCUGCAUCAGCUGGGGAGAAAGAUCAAGGGCACAGCAAACAGAAUGGAUCCAAAGCCAGUACCAAGAGCUCCAGCUCGAGUCGCAAGAGCCCAAGCCACAAGCGGACAAAUGAGAAAAAAGCAGAGAAGAAACAAGCAGAGCCUCCUAAACCAAACAGGAUGCUGAUAGAUGUGGUGCCAACCUUACCAGACAUCCCACUGCCCCCAAUCCAGGCCAACUACCGCCCUCUUCCCUCCAUCGAGUCCAUUACCUGCUCCCAGACAAAAAGGAAAGCAGUGUCCUCGCCAGUCGAAGAGAGCGAGGCAGGAUUUAUAGGUCGCCGGUUGAAUUCGAAGAUGCAAGUGUAUUCAGGCUCUAAAACUGCCUACCUCCCAAAGAUGAUGACUUUGCAUGAGCAGUGUAUCAGAGUCCUUAGUAACAACAUUGACUCAAUCUAUGAAGUGGGUGGUGUCCCUUUCUCAGUGCUGGAGCCAGUGUUGGAGAAAUGCACCCCAGAGCAGCUGUACCGCAUUGAGGAAUGUAAUCAUGUCCUAAUUGAGGAAACAGACCAACUAUGGCAUAAUCACUGUCUUAGAGACUUUAAGAAUGAGAAGCCAGAAGAAUUUGAGUCCUGGCGGGAGAUGUACCUCCGACUUCACGAUGCUCGAGAGCAGCGGCUGCUCAUGCUGGCACGGAACAUAGGCUCAGCUCAUGCUAACAAACCUAAAGGUAGAGUGGCCAAAAUGGCCUUUGUGAACUCUACAGUGAAGCCCCCUCGGGAUGUACGGAGAAGACAAGAGAAGUUUGGAACUGGAGGUGCUCUUGUGCCAGAGAGAACCAAAAUAAAACCAGUCCUCUACACAUCUGGCAAAAGCCAUGCUCGCGUGAGCGAGGAGCGGUCCUAUGAUGGGCCCAGCACCAGCAGUGCCCAUUCUGUCCCAUCAUCAGGUAGCACCUUCUCAUCCUAUGACCCUAGGAAGCCACCAGUGAAGAAAAUUGCACCCAUGAUGGCAAAGACUAUCAAAGCUUUCAAAAACAGGUUCUCCAGGAGAUAGGUUGGAAGCACAGAGCUGGGAUUUUUCUCUCUCGUGGGGGAGUGGCACUGAUGAGGGAGAAGGUACCAAAACAGCCCAAGUCCUUUGAACUCUGCGGAGGCUGCAGCUGCUGGGAGAGACUUUGAUCUGCACAAAAUGACAGCACAGUAUUUUAUCUUUUAUUCUCAUCCCUUCUCCCUAACCUCCUGUUUCUGGCCUUGUCUUCUCUCUAAAGAAAGAUGUACAGGAUCUCCAGAUGUGAGAAAAUGUGAAGUCUUGGCACCUGCUGAGAGUAGAAAAUCCAGAGACUAUUUACUAUUUAACCUCUUAAUAAAUUAUGAAAUGGUUUUAAUUAAUUCUUCACCCCUCAAGCCCACUGGUACUAUUUAUGUCGCUUCCAGUAGUCUCCCCCCUCCCAGCCCAGCACAAGGGCAGGCCCUGGCAGCACUGGCAGGAAUCCAUCCGAAUGGGAGAUGCCUCUCAAAGGAUCCUGUCCUUGUGGCCUGACACCUGCUGGGCCCGGAGUCCCACCCGGACUCUGGGACAGGUGGCACUGGUUACCCUUCUGCUCAACAGUCCAUUGGCAAGCGGAUCAGCUCCUGAGGCUUUGCUCUCUGAUCAUGUAACUUAAUAAAAUCUUAGCUCUUGACCUCUUCUCUGCUGUUACUGUAGAUCUCGAACAGAUGCUUAUGUUGCUGGUCAGGGAUGCCAGGAGCCACUGAGGACUCUUUCUCUGCUGCUGCUGUCUUCUGCUGGCUACUGGGAAUAAAAAGAUGAAGGGUUUGAGGAGAAGUUUUACUGUGCACCAAUGAGUAUUUUUCCUUUUUAUUUUAAAGGAGUGGACUUUGUCUGUCUCUGGAAUUAAAAAUAGUUUUUAGACAUCAUUGAAGGCAUUGCUUUGCCUCUUUUAAUGGUAAGAAGGAAUAUUAUUAUCUUGUUUUCUGUGUGAAACUGGGAAGGGUUUGUUUCCAGUUGGAGGCUGGUGCUCAAAUCUUGUCCUUCCCCUAUGUGUUCUCUGCCCAUCUUCAGAAAAAGUGAGGAUCUUAGUCUUAGGAUCUGGAACCGCUCGUUUGAGAGAACCGGAUAAUGGAAUGUGUUGGUUUUAAUGUGCACAUACUUCAUAGCAGGAGCGCCGAACUCCCGGCUGCUCUGUGUCUGGAAGGAAAGACUCACGAUGCCAGCUGGUGGCUGCGUUGCAAGGUGCCGGGGUGUGAGGUGCGAUUCCAGGGCUCGCUGCAGCACUGCUACGGCUCGUGCAGCCUUACGGCGCUGCGGUGCAUCUGCCUUGGAACAGCCUCAGCUGGAGGCCGCGCGAGCAGAGGUUGCAGCCUCUGGAAGCAGGCGGAACCUGCUUGCACAGAGCUGGAGUGGUGCACAGGGGUUAGGGAAGGGGGGAGGCUCCGAGCUGUUCGUGUCCCCAGGCCUUUGGGUGAAAAAGGUGCCGGUGAUGACAGUAGGGGUUGUUGGUUGGGGGUCGCUGCCCAGGGCUCCUCCCAGAGUGGCUUUAGGAACGACCCUGUGUGCUUCUGGUUUCCUUCCUUUUGUUCUGUUUUAAUCAAUUCUCAGUGUCCUCUGUUGCGUUUUUUCUUGUGUUGAAGGUCUUGGAAAGGUUUUCAGCUUCUCCCGUGCUGUAUGUUUGUUACAGUCCGAAAUGCUUCAAUGUUACUGCGUAGCAUUGCGGUGCAUCCUGCUGUAAGAUAAUUGCUCCCGGCUCCUGCAGUUUGCUGUGUUUAAUUUGGCUGUACUUCUAAUUCCAUGACAAUUCACGACCUUCUGCUGCCCCCUGUGCUCCCGGUUCUUCCCCCUGGGGCACAGCCCGGCUUUGGGCCUGCCUGCAGGCGCUGUGACCGCAUCCCUCCCCCCUCCAUCCUCAUCUGGCCCCCCGUUCCCAGCUGCGGGGAUCCCGCGCCCCAUGGCCGGGGGGUGUCGGAUCCCCCCACUGCCGGCCCUCGGCCUCGCGCAAUGCCUCCGUUCAGCUGCAGCGACGGCCCCGAGCAGCGCUGCCUGCCCGCUGCGGCCGGGUGGGAGUGACUCUGACAUGUAUUUGUAUUUCUGUCCCCGAUGUGUAUAUACAGUUUUCUAUGUUCCUUUUUUUGUGGUAACUAAGACGAAUAUUUUAAUUAGAUAAGUUAUAUGAAAAAGAACAAUCGUGUCUCAAUAAAACCCAACACUGGA
Meleagris gallopavo (turkey) is the source of this 4999-nucleotide messenger RNA. It is a transcript of the gene ELOA, whose product is annotated as elongin A. NCBI's taxonomy places the organism in Eukaryota, Metazoa, Chordata, Aves, Galliformes, Phasianidae. Gene Ontology annotation, biological process: transcription elongation by RNA polymerase II. Gene Ontology annotation, cellular component: nucleus; elongin complex. Gene Ontology annotation, molecular function: protein binding. The record is from RefSeq and is a predicted model, not a curated record.